AUGCCCAACACGUUACUCGCCAUGUUCACGAGCGGGGGCCCCAUCAAGUCCGCCGUGAUGCUCGACGCGAUCCGGCGGGACCCGGGCGUCUGCGAGUCGGUCGACGCCGCGACGGGGAACACGGCCCUCCACUUCACGUGCUGCAACGGCGCGCCGGAGCCCAUCGUCCGCGCGCUCCUCGAGGCGUACCCCGCGGCGGCCAAGGUGCGGGACCUCGACGGGAACGUGCCCCUCUUCGGCGCCGUGUCCUGCGGCGCGGAGCCCGCCGUCGUCAAGCUGCUGCUCGACGCGCACCCGGGCGCCGCGCGCGAGCUCGUCGGCGGGCGGACGCCCCUGCACUACGCGUGCUGCCACCAGUGCGCGCCGGAGACCGCGCGGCUGCUCGUCGACGCCUGGCCCGGCGCCUGCGGCGUGCGCGACGCCGACGGCAACGCGCCGCUCCACUUCGCGCUCGUGCGCUCGGCGCGCGCGGACGUCGUCGCGCUCCUAAUCGCGGCGAACCCCGGCGCCUGCGCGACGCGCGGCUUCAUGGGCCGGCUGCCCCUGAGCCUGGCGCUGCUCUACGAGGCCGCGCCGGAGACCGUGGACGCCGUGCGCGACGCCUACCCCGACGCCAUGCGCAACGAGGAGAUCGUCGCGGACUACCGAAACCACGGGAAACUCGCCGACUACGCGCACUGCGCCAAGUGCGAGCCCGAGCCGCCGCGGGCGAGCGGCUGGGAGCGGGGCCACCACAUGUAG
Molecule: messenger RNA, 741 nt
Organism: Aureococcus anophagefferens
Lineage: Eukaryota; Pelagophyceae; Pelagomonadales; Pelagomonadaceae
Exons: 1
Coding region: 1-741 (246 amino acids)
Biological process (GO): actin filament bundle assembly
Cellular component (GO): cytoplasm
Molecular function (GO): actin filament binding
Source: RefSeq, a predicted model, not a curated record